Molecule: messenger RNA, 417 nt
Organism: Trypanosoma brucei brucei TREU927
Lineage: Eukaryota; Euglenozoa; Kinetoplastea; Trypanosomatida; Trypanosomatidae
Exons: 1
Coding region: 1-417 (138 amino acids)
Source: RefSeq, a predicted model, not a curated record
AUGCCCUUAAAUAAUGUACAGGUGGAGUUUUGUUCCCACAACUCUACCAGGACAUUUGCCACGCAGUAUUUCGAUGUGAAACUGGAUUGGAUUCCUACUGGUGUGCUACGACGCGUCGCCCGCCGCCUUUACCCCUCGUUCUGGGCAGCAGCCGCUUCAAUUAGGUCAUACAGUGAGCGGAUCGUGAGAAGAUUUUCUAGUGAUGAAGCGUGUUAUCCAGAGACACUGGAGAAAAAGCGUCGCAUGGGGAAAAGAGGCUCUAGGGGAGAAUAUGAUGGAGAUGUUGAGGAAAUUGAACUGUCCGAAUACAUGGAAGAAGACGACAGCGAAACGGACGCAGGUGCUUUGAGUGGAAUGAAAUUCAUCUCCUGUAAACCCUUUCCGUUGGACGAUCUUCCCUUGCAUACGGUAGAAUAA